Daldinia decipiens is the source of this 1804-nucleotide messenger RNA. RefSeq lists its product as uncharacterized. Gene Ontology annotation, biological process: karyogamy involved in conjugation with cellular fusion; nuclear membrane fusion involved in karyogamy. The transcript has 7 exons. NCBI's taxonomy places the organism in Eukaryota, Fungi, Ascomycota, Sordariomycetes, Xylariales, Hypoxylaceae. The record is from RefSeq and is a predicted model, not a curated record. Gene Ontology annotation, cellular component: endoplasmic reticulum membrane. Bases 497 to 1804 code for a protein of 435 amino acids.
CUACAACUUCCCCUAUCCUUAUCGCAAUUGCCUUAGAUUUAGUCGCUCUUUCCUCUCUUCUGGAAGGAAAGACCGAAUGAUCGAUAUGUAUAAUUCUCGUAGUUCUAAUUUAAAACCAAUUGUUUCUCUUACUACGUCUUCCAAGGAGAUACCUUCCACUUUGUCCACUCUUGAUAUAAUCAUGAUAUUUACACCACUCUAACAAACUUUGAUCUGACUUCAGAUAAGAUCACCCAGGGGUUGAGCAGGAUGUGUGCGGUCGAGGAGCAAAAUUCCUUCGAAUUCAACGUAUGACGACUCAAGAGACACAUUCAAGGAUUUUUCUAUUAUUGGCACCAUACCGCUCCCUUCUGCCAGUUAUUCCUAUCGUCACUUUCUACGAUACUAGGACUUCACUAUUUUUAUAUCGUGAAUUUUACACACUUCAAUAAAUCUUCAUUACCUCUUUCAUAGUUGCAUUCUCUUGCUGUUUCCUAGGUGGUAUAUAAGAUUCACCAUGAAUAACCAACGGAGAGUUAUGGGUUCGGUGAGAAAGGCAGUCAUCUUCUUGCUGUUACAGGUUCGCUUGAUCAAUGGAUUUUCGUGGCGUAGUGUGCCGAAAGUGGAAUUAGACACGGGAAUGCUUACAGACUCAUCUACUGCAGGCGGCGAUCUAUCACAGCUCCUCAGGUCUGGGUCGCGGUUACCCAGCUCCUAUGAGGUAACCCUAAAGGAACUGCGAGAAUUAGAAUCAGAGCCCCUUUGUCAUAGGACAGCCGCACGCCUAUUGGUGAAUAAUUGCGAAGUUCUCGAGGGCAAGAAUGAAGCAUCAGUUCUAACUGAAAGUGGCCGUAAAAUUAGAGAUUUCGUUGACUCGUACGCUGCUAGUCUGGCAAUCUGCGACUUGGAGAGAGGAAGCUUCCAGAUCCCAAGAGAAUGCGCCAAUUUCCGAGAGUCCGUUCUAAGCCAGCUACCAAUUCGAAAUCAGCACAUUCUUCUCUUUCAGCGUCUAACAAAGAUUAUGGGGCGAUUCACAGACGACAUCGACAAGAAGUUUGAACAGCGUAUGAACGAUCUGGACAUCCGGGCACAGGCUACGAGUGGCAGAAUAGAUGAGCUUUUUCCAAAAGAAACUACGGACGCGGUCAGUUUGGGGGCGCAGAAUGCUGUCAACCUGCAGAAAAUGCUCGAGGUUGUAUUGAAGAGUGUUUUUCAGGGCCAGGCCGAGGUAGUAUCUUCUUAUGAACACUCGAUGCAACUCGCCAAUAAACGUGCAGAAUCUGCAAUUGACACGGCGAUUCAAGCAAUCGCGGUAGUUACCGAGUCCGCAGCGCAUUUACGAACCCAACUCGAGCUUUCACGUCUCCAAGCAAUGGAAUUGGAAUCGAGGCAAGCUAAUUUAGAGGAGGGCAUGCAACGACUUAUUGGCAUCACAGAAAACUUAGCGGUGAAAUACGACGAUCAUACGAGCCUACUACAUCAGGCACGCAAUAUAACAAAUGAUAUUCUUGAAACACUAGAGGACACAGCCGCUGAGGCAGCUAAUGUCGGCAAUUCAAUCCUUAAGCAGUCGUCUGUCUCGUCAUGGUGGCCUUAUGUUUGGUGCCCAGCAGCAUCACUGGUACUGGGUUCGUACGGGCUCCCCCCUUCCGCGAUGAGGAAUUUGGCACUAUUGACUUUAGGAGAGGUAGCUGGUCUUACAAUAUCAUCUAUACAGUUGUCCGCGCCUACCAUUAAGCUCUCCACUUUGCUACAUACUUGGGGGCAUUCAUUUCCUAAAUCAAGCUCGCCUUCCAACACCGCCAGCCAACCUGAAUUGCUAUAG